Seminavis robusta is the source of this 3297-nucleotide messenger RNA. Lineage: Eukaryota; Bacillariophyta; Bacillariophyceae; Naviculales; Naviculaceae. The record is from the annotation of a GenBank genome assembly.
AUGGCUGAAGCCGUGCCUACUACUGGUACUACUACUAAUGGCAAGGAGAAGACGACGGUGACUACUAACCAUCAGUUGAUGGAUCUGUUAUUGGAAGACGAAAAGGCACAAGAGCGGCAACAGCGCAUGUCAGCUCCUGCAGUCUCCUUAAAGACGAGCCUCAGCCAAGGAAAUCCUACUACUACUAACGGUACCAAUAAUAAUAAUAAGAGUGGAGUUCCUACCCCCGACAUGGCGCGAUCCAAAUCGAUGCCCAUGCAAUCCAACGACCGACAAGCUUUGGAAGAAUUAUUCAAACAGCAAGAACGAGAAUAUCAGCUGGGAAAUACUACUACUAUGAAUAACAACAGCAGCCAACAAUUUGGAGAAUUGUCGGCGUCCGAGUCGUUUGCGGAGAGCAUGAAUCUUCCGCCUAGCAACCACACUACUGUUCGACGAGAAAAAGGCGACGACAAAGAAGAAGAAGGAUUCACGACGCCCACCAAACGUCGCAACGGUAGCUAUACGAACAAUGGUGGACACGACGAAGACACUCCCAAACGGACCAAUCGAAGAAGCCAGCGCCCAACUUCCCACAGAGGCCUUCAAGUCGGCCGCAACAAUUGUCGUCGCGGGAGUUCCGGCGAAAUGGACGAAUCCACGACGAGUAUUCAUAAUGGUGCGGUCGUUCCGCGCUCUCCACAAGAAGACGAAGAUUUGAAAUUGAAGAAUAAGCAACAAGGAUACGCGUCCGACGAUGACGACGACGAUUUAAUGCACAUGGUAGCCCGACGAUCUCAUAUCGACGAUGGCGACUGGAACGAUUCGAGCCGCGCCGGUCUCGAGGAUCUCAUCAUGAACAACAACAAUAUCAACAAUAAUGGCGACAUGGACAAUAGCUCGGCGUAUUACUACUCCAACAAUGGAUCCGAGCAAGAACGUAACGAACGUCGCAACAUUAAACAGGCCGGACCGACGUUGGGAGCGGCUCCCGGAGCGUACGGAGCGGCACCGGGAUCACGACCUCGACGGGUACGAUCCAUUCGAUUCGAAGCGGUCGGACAACAUCAUCAGAAUAAUCCAGAAGAGGAAGAUUCGGCCUAUGCCGAUUAUUUGCAACGCGAAAAUGACAAAUUCGAUGGAGGCAGUAGUAGUAAGCAGCGGACCGAAAAACAGCAGCAAGUCUCGUGGGAUAAUCAUAACCACGAACAACACCAUCAACAACGACGACGAAGUGACAAGGAAAAUUCCAAGCGGUUCAAUACUCCUUCUGGCGCCAUGACAAUGACACAGGCAGGAACGAGAACAGCCUCCAGUAUGGGAUUGGUCGAAGCCAGAGCCGUGACGGGCGAAUCCACGGGAUCCAUUUUGGGAGAAGCCAAUGCCUACGAUGGGCCCAUGGAAGAAGAAAAACAACAAAUGAGAGAACAAAAGAAACGACGAUACAUGGGCACGAUUCUCUGUCUAGUGGUGGUCCCGGUUCUCAUUGUGCUCAUUCUGUGGUGGGCUGGGGUCUUUGAUAAGGCCACCCAAGAUACCAUUGUUGUCGGCACAGAAGCACCAUCGUAUGCACCAUCCGGAAGCCCCACGGCAGCACCCACACCCUUCUUUCUUCCCCUGCCGGAUUACACGGUUGACACACUUCAAAAUGGUCCUCUGGAUUCACCUCAAGAAAGAGCCUACAAAUGGAUCCAAGAUGAUCCCAAUUUUGAAGAUUAUUCGGAUGAGCGGAAACAGCAACGAUUUGCUCUUGCUACUUUCUACUUUGCUACCAAUGGUGACCUGGGAAGUUGGACACUGCAGGAUGAUUGGAUUUCUUACGAUGUUCACGAAUGCGAGUGGUUCAGCAAAUGGAUCAAUAAGGGCCCAGAGACGGCCCCUGUCUGUGAUGAACAAGAAAACCUUCUCUCACUCUUGUUGACAAAGAAUCAACUCUCUGGAAGUUUGGUCCCAGAACUAGCCAUGCUGUCCCAUUUGAUUGUUUUGGAUGUGGCUACAAAUGAAGUAGCAGGUACUCUGCCAACUGAAUUGGGUCUGUUAACAAAAUUGACGGAUCUUUCUGUGGAUGUCAAUGCAAUAACUGGACCAUUGCCAUCGGAAAUUGGUCUCAUGGAGAGCUUGGAAAUGCUGUUGGUCCAUACCAAUGCUGGCCUUACUGGAACCAUCCCUACAACCUUUGGCCAGUUGACGGUCUUGGAACAUUUCCAGGCUGGUGGAGGGCAGCUUGGAGGGCAGCUUUCGGGGACCAUUCCAUCAGAAAUUGGCUUGAUGACCUCACUGCAUAGUUUGACUUUGCACAAGAAUAUGUUGUGGGGCACCAUACCCUUGGAACUUUGGAACCUGACCAACUUGUGGGAAAUUUUGCAACUUAACAAAAAUGAAUUGACUGGAACACUGCCAACCGAGGUAGCCAAGCUGACCGACUUGGAAGAUUUCCGGCUUCAUACUACACUCAUGACAGGAACACUGCCCUCAGAGCUGGGAGCCAUGACAAAGUUGACUUACAUGGACCUCUGCUGUGGCUCAUUUGAGAGCUCCAUUCCGUCUGAGAUUGGACUUCUCUCGGCACUUUACAGACUAUACCUGGAAAACAACAACCUUUCUGGAUCCCUACCCUCUGAAAUGGGUCUGGUGAAAGAGCUUGACCGACUUUUUCUACACAGCAAUAAGCUCUCUGGAACCCUUCCUACUGAAAUAUCUCUUCUCAGACAACUGAAACGGCUAAGGCUGUACAUCAAUUCCUUUUCUGGCCCCUUGCCAUCUGAACUCGGCUUGAUGGCCAAUUUGACACAAUUUAAUGUGGAAUCCAAUGCUUUCAAUGGUAGGCUUCCCACAGAGUUGGGCCAACUGUCUUCCUUGGAAUUCCUGUUUCUGGGAGAAAAUCCCAUCACCAGCACUCUCCCCACAGAGAUUGGUCUCUUGCACAAAACCCUUGAAAAUCUUUCUGUCCAAUCUGCCAAAAUCUUUGGAUUCCUACCAACAGAAAUAGGUCUGUUGUCAUCCUUGACCAAUCUUGAUCUGUCAAAAACCAACCUGGUGGGACCCCUGAGAUCAGAGCUUGGGAAAUUGGAUUCCCUCGAGUCUUUGGACAUUCAGGUUACUUUCUUCCAAGGCAUCAUCCCAUCAGAACUGGAGAGCUUAAAUGAUACGUUGAGUGAUUUGUUCUUGGAGAAUACCUUCUUGACGGGAACAGUUCCAUCAGGCCUUUGCAGUGUCCCCCAGCUAUACUUCAACUGCUCAAGUGAUCUCUGUGGCUGUGAUUGUGAGUGUCAAUUCAUGGCUCAAGGUAGUGUAGAGGGAAAUGCCAAAGAGCCAUAA